GCAGAAUAUUUUUCUUCUGGCAUAGGGUAAACGAGCCUCCUCUUCAUCUUGGUUUCAUUUCCUGCAGAAGGCUGGAGAUAUUACAGCGAACUAUGUUUUCUUUCAAUCUGGACUUUGACUUUCUUGAGCUGUUCCUCAAAAGGAAAGACGGCUUUCCAGCUUCAAAACACAUUACAGGUAAAACCACUGGUGUGCAAAUCUGGUAAUCAAGGAUGCCUUCGAUACCGGCUUUCGUAACCCGUUACUUCACCAAGGAACAAUCAAAACCACCACCAAUCAGCACUAGAACCGCGGUCUUCCUGCUUGUAAUCUACACGCUCAUAUACGUGGUACCGUUUUACCUUUUGCCCACUACCAGACCAUCUCGUACUCUAUCGCGGGAUGCGCCAUCUGUCAUCCGUGCGCGGAUAACCUCGGUCUCAUUAACCUGCAUCGCAUGCUCUACCAUUACCUAUGUGAUAUUAACAUCACUGGACCGAGCCACGGCAGCUGAAGCCCUGCAUGCGCUAGGAUACUGGCCGGUCGGCCUCGCAGAGGCGGCGAAAUGCCUCCUUCUCACCGCUAUCCUCUUCACCGGGCCGCUCUACGAGCGUCUAGUUGUUGACGAAGGAUGGCGAGACUGGUUAUCCUUACAGCCGCUGUCUGACCUCUUUGGUGAGUUGACGACAUGGCGUAACAUUGUAGCAGGCCCCUUCACGGAAGAAAUGCUCUUUCGCUCGGCAUCAGUGCCACUCAUGCUUGCAGCCCAGGCUUCUGUGACUACCACGGUCUUCUUGUCGCCUCUAGUAUUUGGGCUUGCGCACUUACAUCAUUUCUACGAGUUCCGCAUCACGCAUCCACAUGUGCACAUCUCAUUCGGGCUUUUGCGCUCCUUGAUGCAGCUAGGUUACACGACACUGUUUGGUGCCUAUGCUACAUUUUUGUUCCUGCGUUCUGGCAGCUUAAUAGCCGUAUUCGUAGUUCACGCUUUUUGUAAUUGCAUGGGUUUACCACGCGUCUGGGGCCGAGUCUAUCCCGCUGUUGUCGAUGAGAGGGGGCAGUCAUUUCGACCUUCUGAUAUGUGGACCGUAGUAUACUACGUAUUGUUAUUUGCCGGCGCAGCAGGGUGGUAUAAAAGCUUAGGCCCACUGACGGAGAGUGCCAACGCUUUGAUCUCCGUAGAUAUAUGAUAGUUAGGUCUAGGUACCUAGAUAGGCGAUUUAUUAAACUGGAUGAGUGCGGUCACAAAUAUCAAAUACUGUAGGUAUUUUAGUCACUUUGUUACAUAGUAAUUUUGACCACGAUAUUACAAAAUCUUGAUAUAGAAUUUACCUUUCUCAAUCCAUUAUAGCACUUCUCAGCACCUCUAGCAAAUCGUUACUCCGAUAUAUACUAGCCAAUAUUGUAGAACUUAGCCCUUCUUAAAGCUAUCCUUGAAAAAAGUUCACUAGCCUACCU
Molecule: messenger RNA, 1437 nt
Organism: Daldinia caldariorum
Lineage: Eukaryota; Fungi; Ascomycota; Sordariomycetes; Xylariales; Hypoxylaceae
Exons: 5
Coding region: 213-1169 (318 amino acids)
Biological process (GO): CAAX-box protein processing
Cellular component (GO): endoplasmic reticulum membrane
Molecular function (GO): metalloendopeptidase activity
Source: RefSeq, a predicted model, not a curated record